Molecule: messenger RNA, 430 nt
Organism: Aspergillus uvarum CBS 121591
Lineage: Eukaryota; Fungi; Ascomycota; Eurotiomycetes; Eurotiales; Aspergillaceae
Exons: 1
Coding region: 162-377 (71 amino acids)
Source: RefSeq, a predicted model, not a curated record
GCAAUCCAUAAGCUCAUCACGAUACUUCGCGCACCAUAAGGAACAGAGAUCUAUGAGCGAGAGACAAGGCUUCGCCACGAAACAAACCAAUAGUUCAACCUCUGCCAUGGUUUCGGCAACAAGCACAGCGGAGCCCUGAUAUCUGGGAUAGUGGCUUUACUAUGCCAAGGCUGUUCAUUCUGUUUUUCUGUUUGAAGGAGCUUCAAGCGUUCUCCUUACGACGUACGCAUCGGCCUCUUGCGGGGCUUAGGCACCAUGAGCGCGGAUUCAACGGCGUGGGUAUACCAACACCAGUGACGCGGCAGCUUCAACGUCCCAGGUCCCAGGAUUGUUACGCCAACCCUCUCAAGGAGUUUCCGCCCCGUCUGACAAUCUAACACAUACCAUCUGUGGUGCAGGAGCUAGAGUGGGACUCGCCGGAGAUUUGGAC